CGACGGCAGCCGGCCAUAACUCUGCAUCCCGUACUUUGGAAGCAUGGAUAUGGAAGCUCGCCGUCGUAGCUGCCGGUCCUCGACAGAAAAAGUGCCGUCCAAGGAAGCGAAAUCCGCUCCCGACAAACGCGUCGAGGACGAACGUGACGGGACAACAAGCGAUGAUGAAAUCUGUGACGAUGUUAUUCCUGGAAACACAAAGGUGGUGAACGAGAACCGUGCCGAUCUGUCGAGACUCGAACCUCCAUCACUUCGGAAGUAUCGCCGCUUGUAUAAGCUUGGCGAAGUGCAGAACGGUGGUACAAAAGAAGAGUUGAUGCCAGCUGUAGUGCGGCACUGGAACCAGACAAUCAUUGAUGAGGAUGAGACGCUUAUUGCAUUCGCUUUAGCUUUGCGUAAACAAGCAAUUUCCGGGAUAAGUUCUGGCCUUGGAGCUAAUCGAGCAAAUGUGACCAAAACAAUUGCACGAGCUGGGUUCAAGCACCGAGUUCGCCAGUAGCCUCCGUGCUGUGAAAGGGCUGCAAGAAAAUAGCCUGUUGGGUAACGCAAGAAAAAAGAAAUACGAAGCAUACAACACUUAAAGUUACGAAGAUAGAGUUACGAAGCAAUCAAGGUUCCUCGACGAUUGCGUUUUCAGCGAAAGAGUGAAGAAACAUAGAUAGAAUCGCUCCCCCUUUUACAGAAAGUUGGUGCCUAGCUAGAGUUGCAGCGCAGAGUGCAAGGUUCACCUCCUCUAAGCUCCUCUUUGGCCAAACUUAGAACUCCGGUUUUAACAAGCAACACAGCUUCACUAAACACCCUAA
Micromonas commoda is the source of this 803-nucleotide messenger RNA. RefSeq lists its product with no specific name. The record is from RefSeq and is a predicted model, not a curated record. Gene Ontology annotation, biological process: regulation of DNA-templated transcription. Lineage: Eukaryota; Viridiplantae; Chlorophyta; Mamiellophyceae; Mamiellales; Mamiellaceae. The transcript is spliced from 3 exons. Bases 44 to 499 code for a protein of 151 amino acids. Gene Ontology annotation, molecular function: protein binding; transcription coregulator activity. Gene Ontology annotation, cellular component: histone deacetylase complex.